ACACGACAGAGCUGCGUCCUUGUCUGGGCGAUUUUCAUGAUCAGCCCCUCCUUCGUCUGCGGACGAAACCAGGAGAAUAUCCUCCGCGGCUAUUCUGAAGAUGCCAGGAUCGCGUCCCAUUUCGCCUAUAUCCACCCACAACCGGAGGAGUCAUUUGUCUCGCCCUUCACCUCCAUUAUUAUGCGACCUGGUGCGCUGCUCUGGAACGACCAAGGACCGCUACAGCAAGUGGUCAGAGAGUCAGUUGAAGUGGUGAUUGAAGGAGAGCAAAGUGGCAUCAGGGAGGCCUUGACGACCAUCAGCCGGGACAAUGUGACGAUUGUAUUUGACGUAGGGGGUGCCUUUGUCCCCGGUGAGCGGGUCACAGUCUCUGUGAAGGAAGGCAUUACUCUCGUGCCAAUCGACCAGCAGCAUGGUGGUGAGCGGGAAGUGCUGGGUGCCUUCUCGUGGCGAUUCACCAUCGCGUCAAGAAGGACAGCUGUACACUAUUUCCGCGCCAUGAGAGAGCUGGCAUCCACUCGGAGCAUGAUGGAAGCCCGCAUCGGUGGCGCGGGCGAAGAUGAAAAGAACAGACUUCUGACGGACUUCAAGCAUCGUGAUGCCAGACGCGAGCUGGGUAGGAAAAGGAAGAAGGCGGUGCAGUCACUCUGGUUUAUUUCUCUUUCCAGGGGUCUAUUGGUCAUCCCUGCCCGAGAAUUCGACAGCAACCGCCAAGCAGAGGGUCAUCAAGGCCUACAAAACGCUCCCUGAGGACUAUCCGGCUGUCGAUGUGUUGGUGCCGCCAGUCAAGGGGAAGACGGCCGACGGGUAAUAGCGCUGCUUGCCUAUCACGCAGAGACGCGACGACGCUGAUUCAUCUUCAGUUUCAUCGUGGUUGCCCCUCUCCGCCACCCGGACGUAUCGGUGCACCAGUACCUUCUGAUCAUAGACGAAAAUGGAGAGCCAAUAUGGUGAGAGCGCGACAUGAAGGCCCCGCCCCGUCUUUUUACUUAUCAUCCCUCUCUGCGUGUGCUGUAGGUUUGACCGGUUCCCAAAUGCUAAUGACGGGUGGAACGGCUGGUCCACACGAGAUUUCAAAGUUCAGGAUAAUGGACUGCUGUCGUACAUAUCUGCCACAGGUACGCACAAGCGCCCACGUUUUAUCUAUUUGCAUAGACGCACAUGUGUAUACAGGUGGGUGGUCUGUGUUGGACCAUUCGUACGAGGAGGUGCGUCACAUCCGGCCCAAGAACGGAUACAUCACCAACGACCACGACAUGAAAAUACGAGAAGAUAACCAUGUAACGCGUCGCAACAACACGUACUGCGACGCCUACCCGUGAGUACGCAGUGCAAGACACGUCCGUCUCGCUGGCUGCAUGCAGGUAUUGCUCUUGGCCUACGACCACCGCGGGAACGUGAAUUUCCUGUGGCGCGGGACGCAGGUCACUAAUGUUCUGGGAUUCGUAGUGCAGGUGAGCUACGAAUCUGACCAACGCUGCGUUGCAUGUGUCUGCCGCUGUGCAGGAACUCGAUGACGAAGACAACCUCGUGUGGCAGUGGAAUGGCUGGGUGGGAUGACGAGAGAUGAUAAACUUGUGGCUAAAACAAGACUGAAAAUGGCGUGUUUACUAUCGUCUCUCCCAUGUCAGGACCACAUGCAUGGCGCUAUGCAGGAGAUUCAGAACACGACAGGACAGGGAUUCUUUGACGGAGAAGGAUUCUUUGACCAACUGCAGUAUGUCAAACGAAAGAGAGAAAUUGUUGUGGGUGCAUUAUCAUAAUUUAGUGCAAAUUCUGUCGCGUGGACACCCGACGGCCACGUGCUGGUCUCUCUCCGGCACCUCUCACAAAUAAUCAAAAUCAACAGGAAAACGGGAGCCAUCAUGUGGAAACUGGGUACAGACGUGUAUGGGUACACACAUACAUGUUACAUGUCUGAAUAAUGACGUGCGCGCGUUCAGGUGGUAUCGAUAGCGACUUCAGCUUUGAAGGUGAUGACCCUGGCCCCUCGUGGCAGCACGACGCCAGGCUACACGCAGGGGGUAUCCUGACAGUUUUCGACAACGGAAGCGAAAGGCGCCCGCCUUGGUUAAGUCAAAACAUACACGUGUAUGUGAAUGCAUUCGUACGCUUUGGUUGCAGGUCGCGGGCGGUUGAGUACGAGCUUGACCAGAAAAAAAUGGUGGCCAAGAAAAUUUGGGAAUAUAGGGACAAUCCUGACAGAUUUGGAGUCGCCAUGGGCGGAUUUGAUGUAAGUUCAGAACAGGCAUCAUCGAAGAGAGGUGCUACUCUUUGCGUCUCGUAGUAUCUCGAGAAUGGCAAUCUGGUGGUGAAUUUUGCUGGCGUUGAGCCCGACACGAACCCCUUCUACACAGAGGUCACACGGAGGGGGGAGAAGGUGCUGGAGCUGUCUGUCGAACCCGGUAGGUACGCAUGCAUCUGCGGUGCGGAUACGUCUAUAUGUCCUUGCAUGCACGUGUAUGCUCACGUCCAGGGAUGGCGUAUCGUGCGAUGAAGUACCCUUGGUGGGGCGUGCCGUCGACCAGACCGCAGCUCGUGAUGGACGAAAAGAAUGCCUCCCUUCAUUUCAGUUGGAACGGGGCCACACACAUCCAUGAAUGGAGGGUCCGUACGUACAUACGUCUAACAUGGAGUAUCCUAUCGUAUCCUGCUGCUGUUGCAUGCAGGUGUAUGGUGGCUUGGAUCCCGAAACAAGGGACCUCAUCACCUCUAUCCCUAAGAAGCAAUUCGAGCACUCCAUCCUACUUGCGGAAACACCGUAAGCCUCACCUAGGCCUAUGUGUGUGUUGUCCAUCUACUUCCCAUGGCUGUGUGCUGUAGCCACUCCCCGGUCAACUCCUGUCUGUAUUAUCGCGUUGAGGCCAUUGACAUAGAGCACAGAGUCAACAGAACGAGCGCCACCUUACUGUCACCCUGGUGCUCCAGCCUGGGCGCCAUGUGUCUCAUGGACGACGCAGAAAAAGAAGACUGCGCGGAGGACAAACCCUCUCUCGAUGCCAAAGAGUGCAAGUCUCGCGGCUGCUGCUACCGGCCCCCCGCAGCGAGCAGUAAAGAUGGUGUGCCAUGGUGCUUCAGGCCGCGUCAGAGGGCACCUAAUGGUGCGUGUGCGUCGGGAAGGGGGCGGGCAAAUGCCAGUUGGAAAGGGAUACGGAGGGAACAAUGUGUGGCACAAGGUGCGUGCUGGCGAGAAACGGACGAAGUGGGAGUGCCAUGGUGCUUUCAUGCCGGCGAUACGUGCAGGCAAACAGACACCACGAGGCAUAGAGCGUGAGUCCACACGAGAGUAUACGACGCACAUGUAUCUUGAGGUGUGUCGCGCAGGAUUGAUUGCGGUUACAGAGGCAUCCACCCAAAAGAAUGGUCAGUUACGCACGCAGCAGAACAGGUCAGUAUGCCUUCACUGUGUCGCUCUGUGUCGCAACAGCAUAUCUCGCGGCUGUUGCUGGAGCAGCGAGCAGGAGUCGUGCUCUCUACCAACUGCAGACAAUGCCUGGUCGUCCCGCUUUUGACGCCGAUCUGCGCUUGUCAAGAUACGAGCUGACUGCGCAAAAGGGCCGGGUGAGACAGGGCUUGUUCGUGGUGGUUUGUGUUCGUAACAUGGAAGGAAAGGUACUUCCACGAAUUUGUGGGGGAGGGGAUGGAUUUUCCCUCCACCUACACUGCGUAUUCCUGGGACAGAACUCAUGAGUGACAUUUACGUGAACACAAGUGAUGUGGC
Molecule: messenger RNA, 3721 nt
Organism: Vitrella brassicaformis
Lineage: Eukaryota; Vitrellaceae
Source: the annotation of a GenBank genome assembly